AUGAACACCAACGAUGCUAAGGAGUAUCUGGCCCGGAGGGAGAUCCCUCUCCUUUUCGAGAGCCUUUUGAAUGGACUGAUGUGUUCUAAGCCUGAAGACCCAGUAGAGUACUUGGAAAGUUGUUUACAGAAAGUAAAGGAACUAGGCGGCUGUGACAAGGUGAAAUGGGAUACAUUUGUCAGCCAGGAAAAGAAGACUUUACCUCCGCUCAAUGGAGGACAGUCACGGAGAUCCUUCCUAAGAUCUGUAAUGCCUGAAAAUUCAAACUUUCCAUAUCGGCGGUAUGAUCGGCUCCCUCCAAUCCAUCAAUUCUCCAUAGAAAGUGAUACAGACCUUUCCGAGACUGCAGAGUUAAUUGAAGAAUACGAGGUUUUUGAUCCUACUAGACCUCGGCCAAAAAUCAUUCUUGUCAUAGGUGGUCCAGGAAGUGGAAAGGGUACUCAAAGUUUGAAAAUUGCAGAACGUUAUGGAUUCCAGUACAUUUCAGUGGGAGAAUUAUUAAGAAAGAAGAUCCACAGUGCCAGCAGCAACAGGAAAUGGAGUCUCAUUGCCAAAAUAAUUACAACUGGAGAAUUGGCCCCACAGGAAACAACAAUUACAGAGAUAAAACAGAGAUUGAUGCAAAUUCCUGAUGAAGAGGGCAUUGUUAUUGAUGGAUUCCCAAGAGAUGUUGCCCAGGCUCUAUCUUUUGAGGACCAAAUCUGCACUCCCGACUUGGUGGUAUUCCUGGCUUGCACCAAUCAGAGGCUCAAAGAAAGGUUGCUGAAGCGAGCAGAGCAACAGGGCCGGCCUGAUGACAAUCUGAAAGCUACGCAAAGGAGACUAAUGAACUUCAAGCAGAACGCUGCUCCGCUGGUUAAAUACUUCCAGGAGAAGGGGCUUAUCAUGACGUUCGAUGCCGACCGAAACGAGGAUGAGGUGUUCUAUGACAUCAGCAUGGCGGUGGACAGCAAGUUAUUUCCGAACAAAGAGGCUGCAGCAACGGCUAAUGAGAGAAUUGCUCAGGACAUCAAUCCAGAUCUGCACUUCCAGGGCACAGCCUAUGGUGCUUUGCAGGAGGCAAGUGAGGCCUAUCAGGUUGGCCUCUUUGAAGACACCAACCUGUGUGCUAUCCAUGCCAAACAAGGCGAUGACCAGUUAAAUGUAUUUGGAGAGGACCCCACAGGAGGUUUCAUGGAAGAUUUGAGGAAGUGUAAAAUUAUUUUCAUGAUUGGUGGCCCGGGCUCUGGCAAAGGCACGCAGUGUGCAAAGCUGGUGGAAAAAUACGGAUUCACACACCUCUCGACUGGUGAGCUCCUGCGUCACGAGCUGUCAUCAGACUCUGAAAGAAGCAAAUUGAUCAGAGACACCAUGGAACGUGGAGACCUGGUGCCCUCCGGCAUCCUUCUGGAGCUGCUGCGGGAGGCCAUGGCGGCCAGCCUCGGCCACACCACGGGCUUCCUGAUCGACGGCUACCCUAGGGAAGUGAAGCAAGGCGAAGAGUUCGGGCGCAGGAUUGGAGACCCGCACCUGGUCAUCUGCAUGGACUGCUCCGCAGACACCAUGACCAACCGCCUCCGCCAGAGGAGCCAGAGCAGCCCAGGCGCGAGCAGCGCCGCCGCCGUGGCCAAGCGCCUGGAAGCCUACCACCGCGCGUCCAUCCCUGUGAUCGCCUACUACGAGACGAAGACGCGGCUACAGAAGAUAAAUGCGGAGGGGACACCAGAGGAAGUUUUUCUUCAACUCUGCACAGCUAUUGACUCUAUUUUCUGAAAACAAAAUGCAUGUAUGUAAGGAGAGUGAAGACAGAGGAAUAUAUUAAAAGGUCCAUACCUUAAUUACGUUUCAGGUUAAACCUUUUGUGUCCCCUUCCAAUCCUGACAUUGCUGUUUGCUCCCCGGCUUGGCCCAUCGGAGGCGUCUGGAAACCAUGCAUGGUGUAUUUGCUAUCACCCAGCCUCUUCGUGAUCCAGACAGCUGUCCACUCACAGCACGCACACCUUCCUACCAUACAGGCUGCACCUCAGAGCAGAGUUCAUGGACAGCAGUGCAGUGCCAGUCUGUCAGCUGUGCCCUCAGGACUUGUUAGAGUCUGAUCAUUUGGUUCUCCUCUCAUCAAAUAGGGAGUUAGCGCCCCUAAAUUCCCCACUGUAUCUUCCUCCCGCCAAGUUGCCUGAUGAAGUCCCUGAAUUUGAGGGGGGAAAGGGGGGGCUUGCAAGCUGGGGCAUCUUCCUCUGGUAACUGUAGCUCAGAGCCAGAGAGAUUAGGAUGACAUGCCAAUUAUUAGAAAUCUGAUUCAAUUUGAAAAACAUAAAAAAUGUGAAACUGUACAAUUUUUCCAAGACAGCGAAACCCAGACUAGUCACCAAUAACAUGUCUCUACUCAUUUUUAUGAAACUGGCUACUUGGAAUACUGUCACAGUGGCUAAGAGCACUAACUGGAGAAAACUGGCCUCUCCUAUACCUGGUGGUGCAUUUUGGCAAUUAUACGUUAAUACCAAUGACUAAACGUAAUUUAAAAGCGUGAGGUGGUUUAUUAUUGCAUCCACCGGACUAAUGUCAACUUACAGUUUUGAUUUUAAAUGAUCACCUAUUUACUUAACACUGUUGCCAAACAAGUAAGAAUUACAGUAACAGUAAUAAAACUGAUGUGGGUGGGAGGAUCAUGUCAGCACACAAUGUUUAACAGAUCUCGAUGCUAUAUUUGUUUCAUAAUGGCUUUUUUAAGGGGUUUGCAAACCUUAUCAUACCCAAAUGUAAAAUUGUUUCCUCGCAUCAAACCAGUGAAGUUUGGGUUCUCUGUUGUGUUAUCGUUGCCAGAAUCAGAGCUUCUCAUGCAGUCUACUGGAAUAAAUGCACCUUCCUCUACCAGUGGCUCUCAACCUUCCUAAUGCCGCGACCCUUUAAUACAGUUCUUCAUGUUGUGGUGACCCCCAACCAUAAAAUGA
Molecule: messenger RNA, 2926 nt
Organism: Myotis lucifugus (little brown bat)
Lineage: Eukaryota; Metazoa; Chordata; Mammalia; Chiroptera; Vespertilionidae
Gene: AK5
Product: adenylate kinase 5
Exons: 14
Coding region: 1-1752 (583 amino acids)
Biological process (GO): nucleoside triphosphate biosynthetic process; ATP metabolic process
Cellular component (GO): cytosol; cytoplasm; nucleosome
Molecular function (GO): nucleoside diphosphate kinase activity; DNA binding; protein heterodimerization activity
Source: RefSeq, a predicted model, not a curated record